This is a messenger RNA of Phragmites australis (common reed), 4644 nucleotides long. RefSeq names its product MEIOTIC F-BOX protein MOF-like. The record is from RefSeq and is a predicted model, not a curated record. The transcript has 10 exons. NCBI's taxonomy places the organism in Eukaryota, Viridiplantae, Streptophyta, Magnoliopsida, Poales, Poaceae. Bases 142 to 1617 code for a protein of 491 amino acids. Gene Ontology annotation, molecular function: protein binding.
GCGGAGUUUUCCACCUCCGGCGUGCUUCGGGCGUCUAGGUCGUCGGCCUCCGGUGAUUCUCUCCUCCGCGGGAAACCAUCUGCUGCUGCAAGCCGCAAUCACAGGACGAGUCCCCAUCUCAAGUUUGCUUCUUGUGCGUCCAUGGAGACCUCCAGGAAGAGGACCCGUGGAGGGGGUAGCACCGCCGGGGGCCGGCUGAGCGCCCUACCGGAUGUCUUCCUCCACACCAUCCUCUCCUUCCUCAAGGCCCGGCAGGUGGUUCAAACGAGCGUUCUGUCCAGGAGGUGGAGGAGCCUCUGGCGCCCCGUGCCGUGCCUCGACAUCGACCAGGGAGAGUUCAAAAGCAGCCGUUGGCUGCUCAUGCCCCAAAGGGAUCUUGAAAAGUUUGAGGAUUUCGCAGAUUUUCUUUUGUUACAUCGUGAUGGUUCAGUCUUAGACACAUUCAAGCUGCAUAUAAGAAAGAGUUACCCGAGGCAUGUAGAUGCUGAUAGAUGGAUUCGCCGUGCCCUCAACUGCUCCCUUAGAGCGCUUCACAUUCAUAGCAACAGCAUUUGUCUAGUUAAAGUGCCUCCGGAUUUGAGAUCCAGUUCUUGCUACCUCACAAGGAUACAUCUUUGGCGCAUAUCCUUGGAUGACAAAUUUGCAGAGUUGAUCAAUUUUGUGUGCGUGGUUCUGGAAGAUUUGGAACUGAAAGGAUGUGAGCUUUAUUUUGACAAUAUUACCUCCACCUCACUGAGGAACUUGAUUAUGGAAGAUGGCUACCUCUUCGAUCCACUUAUUAUAACAGCUCCUCAUCUUGCUUCUCUGCACCUAAUCCUCUGUGAUUCCAGUGUCCAAAUAUCAGUUAAUGUAAUGUUAUCCCUUGUGAAAGCGUUGUUAUGUUUUGAUGUUUCCGAUCCAGAGAUAAGCAACCAAAAUGAUCAACUCAAGCUUCUAAGUAAUCUAUUUAAUGUGACAAGUCUAGAGCUGUCGGGUUUUGUUGAAACGAUACGCAAGGAGGCUUUUCCUCCUAGCUCGAAAAUGGGCAACCUUAAUCACGGAACUACUCCAGACUCUUCAGUUCGUCUGCAUGCCAACCUCAAAGAAUUAGGCCAUGUGGUGCCAGUUGAGCCGGUUGAAUUCCCUACACUCGGAAACCUGAGAACAUUAUUCCUGGAUAAAUGCGACUUGCAUGACUACUUCCGGUUACUACGUUGCUGUCUGCAGAACUCUCCUAAUUUGGAAAAGCUCACCGUACAGUGUUGCAUGCUCUCAGAAGAUUACAUGGGAGGGGACGAAGGAAAGGCCAAGGCGAAGAGGACAUAUUCUCUGGUGCAUUUCCAUUGUCCAAAGCUAAAGUCUACUGAAAUCAUAUACGAAGAUUAUGACAAUAUCCCGGAACUGGCUCCGGGAUCUCCAGCGACCGGCGGUGGCUGCGGCAGUAGGAGACAUCCGGUGCUGCAUCUUCAGAUGAUCGGACGGACGAGCUCCUCCGCCUUCCUCCCGUCCCGGCAGUCCGUGCAGACCUCCGUGCUGUCCAAGAGGUGGAUAGAUCUGUGGCGUUCGGUGCCCGCCAUCGACCUAGACAUCAGUGAUUCGGAGGCUUCACUGCGGGCGUCUACAAGUGGAGAAAGAUGAACAAUUUCACCACCGAGCUGCUGAUGCUUCACAAUGCCGAGUGCUUGGAUGCGUUCCGGCUAAAGUUAAAUGCUCCUAAUGCCUAUCCGGAUCAAGAUGUCUAUAGAUGGAUUCGCCGUGCCAUCAAGUACAAUCCUUUGGUGCUCAAAAUCUGUGUUUAUCGCGGCUUUCAUUACCAGUUCCAAAUCCCCCGUCUCGGUUCCACCUUCCGUCGACUGAAAAGGUUGGAGCUUGAUGAUCUGCAUUUGGACCAUUCUUUUGCGGAGCGGCUCAAUUCUGGAUGCCGAGCCCUGGAAGAUUUGGAUCUCUACUACUGUCAUAAUGAAUUUGAUGGCAUUCAAUCUGACACACUGAAGAAUUUGGUAGUUCAAGUCGAGUUGCAGAUAUAUUGGUUAUCAAGGCUCCUUGUCUUGCUUCCCUGUGCCUGCAGUUUCCUUGUUACUACUACAGAAAUGGUCUUUCAUUUGAGGCAAGAAAUUCCCUUUCGAGGGCAUCAAUUUCCGUAAUGUCUGACGAAUUAUUUCAAAGAGGCGAAACAAUUCUUGUGGGCAGCCUAUUCAAUGUGACGUGUUUGGAGUUGGAAAGGAUUAGUGCAAUGGCAAUCCUAGAUAAGGAAUUAGAUAAGUUUCUCAAUAUUUGACAACUUGAGAACCUUGUCUCUCAACUGGUGUUUUGAAAGCAAGCGUGAUGUGCACAAUUUCAAGGUCUUGGAAGAUUUCUGCAGAAGUCUCCUAAACUCAAGAAGCUUACUUAGCAAAAUUUCUGGUACUUUGAAGGUACUGAGAGGAUAUGGCGAACGGCUGACCAGCCCAGGCUUAAAAUGGUACACCUUUCUUUCUUCAAUGGAGAGAUAGGCUGACCUUCCAACUUCAUUUAUUUUAUUUUUGCCAUCUGACCUUUUGUUAUUAGGCUGGAUUAAAACUGAUCUUUAGUAUGGCCAUAUGGUGUUUAGUUGGUUUUACCUUUACGUUGCUUGUGUUGUUUAAUUCUCACCACCAGCCCAGUGUGCAAUAUAAACUGCCUUACUAGGGCCUGUUGUUGAUAUCAACGGUAUACAACUCUGAAAUCUGGUUUUAAUUUCCUCUCUUCUCUGAGGAAGUAGCACUGCUCGUGCUUUUUUCUUUGAAAUAUCUGUGUCUCAAUUAGAACACUCCUCAUGCUAAUGAUGACCUUUUGUCAGUAAUGUUUCGAUUACUCCAUAUGUUCAUCUGUUUCUUGUUGCGCCGAUCAAGUUAUAUGUAACACCUGUGAUCCAGGGUUAGAAAAAUCGGCAGGAAUCAACGGGUUACCAUUACUGUAGAAGUGCAGAAUUGCUGCAGCAGAGGUUGAGUACUGUUAUUUGGGUGGAUUUUUUGCAUGACUUGAGAAGUACUCGAAGAAAAAUGUUCAUUGAAUUUAAAAAUUGUAAAACAAAAAUUCAAGAGAAAUUCCAUAAUUUGGGCCUGUUACUGAUUAUGGGAAAUAUGGAAAUUUGCAACAUGGCCCUGCUGUGAUCAAUGCUGGGUGUGAGUGAUGAUGUUCGGUUUACUUUUUAUCUGUUCUGUAGGCUAGGGGUUUUCACUGCUGACUAGAGAAAAGACCACUCACAAAAUUACUCCGCAGUCCAUGCUUCAUCUGUGCCAACUGCAAAGGAAUUAGGCCAUGCAGAUAAAACCACUUCAUCUGUGCCAACUGCAAAGAAAUUAGGCCAUGCAGAUAAAACCAAACGUAUAAGUCCUCCUUUUGUUAUUCCUAUUUAAGUUUCCAGACCAAAUUGCUCAGUUUCACUGCAAAGUUCUGAGUUGGAAAAUACCAUCAAUAUGCCCUACUUGUCCUUUUGGGUUUGAGUUCUUUAGCUUAAUGUUUUGAGAGUAGCGACCAACUGACUUCAUUUUUUGUUCUGUACUAAACUUGUAAUCUUGUAACACUAGCAACUAUGUGCUUUCAAUAAAGCAGAGCCAAACCUUUGGUCUUAACAUGCCUCACUUGUCAGCCCUACUGUCUGAAAAUGUUGCAUGUCCUGUUAUUUCUUGCCAGCAAUUCAAUACGCAGCGUAACUUCCUUUACCAGAGGAUAAUGACAUGAUGUUGCUCACUGUGUGCAUGUGUCUCGUUGAAUUCUGCUCAUCCCCUUCUCAUAUAAAAAGAAGCACUACACCUCACCCACAUUUUUUUAGGAAAAAUAUUGUAUGAGCAUUGAAGCGAUCGUAAUGCCAAAAGUAAGAUGCUCUUUUCAACUGUGCUAGCUGCUUAGUUCGCGCAACUACAGCUAAACAAAAUAUUUUUUUUUUUUGGAAUUCUCCGUACUGGUAAAUCCUGUUGAUGAUGUAACAAGUUGUGCCUUGAUUUCAGAUGAGGCCAGUGUAGGACCAAUUGAAUUUCCUAUGCUUGAAAACCAGAUAACCUUAUUUCUGGACAAAUGCGAUUUGUGUGACAACUUCCGGUUGUUGCGUCACUGUCUGCAAAACUCUCCUAAUUAGGAAAAGCUCACUAUACAGCGUUGCGAGCUCCCUAAAGUUUCCACGGGAGGGAAAGGAAAAAUGAAAUCAAAGAAGACAUACUCUCAGUUUCGGAACCUGGUGCGUUUCCAAUGUCAGAAGCUAAAAUCUACUGAAAUCAUAUACAAAAAGGGUGGCAAAAUCAGGAACUGGUCAGUUUUUUGCUGGACAUCUCAGGCCAUGCACCAAAGAAUACUAUAACGCUUACAAAAGUAUGAAGAAGUGAAGAACCUGUCAGCCUGACUCUAGGUGGUCUUCUCGCCUUCUGGUUCGUGUUGAAUUUGCUAGCCUAUAGACUAUUUUCAGAUGUACUGUUUGUUGUAAAUGCACGGGUAAAGAAUCUGCUUCUGAACGUUUUGUACGUGACUUAAGGGCCUGCUCCAUGAUAUUGUGGUGCCUUGUUGGAAUGGAGACUACAACCCAGAACCCGAGAAGUUCAACUAGUGCUGAUCCUUAUGUCUGAAAUGCGUUGUUGGUUCUUAUUAGCUCCUCUUGCCCCUGGGGAUAUGGGUGAGCGCCAGGGAAGGAGGACGUGCCGGAUAUGCGGGACC